This is a messenger RNA of Cajanus cajan (pigeon pea), 935 nucleotides long. Lineage: Eukaryota; Viridiplantae; Streptophyta; Magnoliopsida; Fabales; Fabaceae. The record is from RefSeq and is a predicted model, not a curated record.
UGUUAUCCUUUCUCUCUUUUAGCAAAUAUCCCACUGCUAUUCUUCUGAUAUGGUAUCAGAGCGUAAGAUCCUUAUUUUUUUUCUCUGCAACCAUGAGCGGAGAGGCUGAUCCAUCUCUUAAUGUUCAUAGUUUUUUGUAUCUACAUCCCAAUGAAAAUCCUGCUAUGGCUCUCGUUUCUCCUUCACUUGAUUCAACCAAUUAUCAUUCAUGGAGCAGGUCCAUGCUUACUGCUCUGAGUGCCAAAAAUAAAUUAGAGUUCAUUGAUGGAAGUGUUCCCCAACCCUUACCGUCUGAUCGUAGCUAUGGAGCUUGGAAAAGAUGUAAUAACAUGGUCGUUUCUUGGCUUGUUCAUUCUGUUUCUUCUUCCAUACGACAGAGCAUCCUUUGGAUGGAUCAGGCGGAGGUAAUUUGGCGUGACCUCAAAUCUAGAUAUUCUCAGGGAGAUUUAUUUCGUAUUUCUGAUCUACAAUUCGAGGCAUCCUCUAUUAAACAAGGUGAUCUCUCUGUCACAGAUUUCUUUACCAAACUUCGCAUUAUUUGGGAUGAAUUGGAAAAUUUUCGGCCUGAUCCUAUAUGCACUUGCACUAUCAAAUGCACCUGUAAGGUCUCAUCCAUCAUUGCUCAUCGAAAACUUGAAGAUCAGGCUAUGCAAUUUCUUCGUGGUCUUAAUGAUCCAUAUGCUAAUGUUCGCUCUCAUGUUCUUUUGAUGGAUCCCCUCCCUCCUCUUACAAAUUUUUUUCCUUAUGUUGCUCAACAUGAACACCAACUCUCUGUCGCUGAUGUUAUUCCUGAAACCAUUGUACUCAUUGUGGUCGGAGCGGCCAUACUAUUGAUGUGUGUUAUCGGAAACAUGGGUUUCCUCCUGGUCAUCGUUUAUCUACUGGAAAAUCUUCUUCUACUAACAGUAUUGUGACAGGUGAAGGCAAGGUCACAG